Messenger RNA from Pleurotus ostreatus (oyster mushroom), 1398 nucleotides. RefSeq lists its product as uncharacterized. Bases 1 to 1398 code for a protein of 465 amino acids. Lineage: Eukaryota; Fungi; Basidiomycota; Agaricomycetes; Agaricales; Pleurotaceae. The transcript has 6 exons. The record is from RefSeq and is a predicted model, not a curated record.
AUGAGUGAGAACGACGCGGAAUGCGUGUCCCCCGACCCUGCAAGUACGGUAACCGACCGACUGAACAGCGCCCUCAACUCAUCUGGGUCUGGGUUUAUCUUGCGGCUAUGCCCUAGCAGAGAGUACCUUCUGCUGACCCCACUGUUCUUCUCCGCUCAAGACCAGGAGAUAAGCACGCUAGGAUAUCCACUUGGGAGCGACCGCGCUACUCUCGUUGUCAAUGGCCCGGUUUCGAAUGGGACAGGCCACACCACGGCUGUUGAUGGUACUUGCCCUUCCUGCUCUGGAGUAAAGUUAAGGAAUAUACAGAUCAAUGGGACAAGAAGCGGCGCGCCGCCCACAGAAGGAGGUGCCAACAUUGAGAUGGGCGGCUCAACUUCUGGGCAACUGAUAGAGCAUGUCGCCUCCUACAACCCGAGAAGCUGGUCUUGCCUGCAUAUUGCCGAGGGUAGCCUGGACUGCAACAAUGUCACUGUUCAACAUAAUGACAUCGGUCCAUGCGGAACGGAUGAUUUUCAACAGUGGGCUGAUGGGAUUAGUAUGAGCUGUCGAAACAGCUUGGUGCGGAAUAACACGAUCGUCGACCCGACAGAUGGCGGUAUAGUGCUGUUCGGCGCGCCGGGAACAGUGGUAGAAAAUAACACUAUACUAGCGCAAAAUCAAACACUGCUUGGCGGUAUAAAUAUGGUUGAUUAUGAACCAUACCGCGGGGAUUACUCCGGCACUGUGGUUCGCAACAACAGGAUAGCUGGAGCGUUUGCCAAUGCUCCCACAGGGGUCGCUGAAACGAAAGGCGUCAAUACCGAACACGCGAUCAUCAAAAUUGGCAUUGCAAUUGGCCCUCGCACCUGGUUCGGCGAUCGCUUUGGCACCAACACGUCUGUGUCCGGCACCGUGACAGACAACGAAUUUACGGGCGCGUUUAGUUACGCCAUGGCAGUCAGCUCCUCGCGCAACUUCACCGUUCAAAACAAUGUUCUGGUUGGCAACACUUCAUUCAUUGGUGCUGCUGGCCCGAACUGCAGCGAAGACCAAACGCUCCCACAGCCUUACCCAUUUGUGGUCGAUGGGAAUAACUCGGCAGGUUUGCAACUGCAGCCAGACUUCAGAGUUAUCUCGGAUGGUGAUGCCUUGACCUGUGUGAUACCCCCGGACGGUGGAGCCUUUUGGCCCGUAGGCGGUCCACCCUGGACGGAUGGAGGCUCUCCAGGUAGCUCGGACGAUGGCACUCACCGAGGUUCUUCUGGGUUGACUGGCGGUGCCAUUGCGGGAAUUGUGAUUGGGAUAGUUCUCGGCUUGUCUGCCGUCGCUGCUUUGGGUUGGUUCGCUAGAAGGCGUCCCAAAGGCAUAGCGCUGGGCUUGCUGUCGCUUUUGUUAUGGUGGACCAAUCAUAUCUAG